Lacerta agilis (Sand lizard) is the source of this 9822-nucleotide messenger RNA. RefSeq lists its product as uncharacterized. Gene Ontology annotation, biological process: regulation of transcription by RNA polymerase II. Lineage: Eukaryota; Metazoa; Chordata; Lepidosauria; Squamata; Lacertidae. The transcript is spliced from 13 exons. The annotation marks the transcript as partial. Gene Ontology annotation, molecular function: DNA-binding transcription factor activity; RNA polymerase II cis-regulatory region sequence-specific DNA binding. The record is from RefSeq and is a predicted model, not a curated record.
AUGGUUCUUUUCAACGGGAGAGCUGGAGACCCCCUCACCCACUCCUACUCACUCAGCACAGAUCCUCAAGCUGUCGUCUUUACACCUCGUUCUUCCCCCGACACUGCAGCCGCUGCCCUCCAGGGGCAUACAGGGGAGAAAUCCUAUCAGUGCAUGGAAUGUGGAAAGAGUUUCCGUUGGAGCGCCGUUCUCAGUUCCCAUCAAAGAAAUCAUACAUGGCUGAAACCCUAUCAAGAGGGGAAGCCCCGUAAAAAUUUGGAGUGUGGGGAGAGCUGUAGUGAGAGCUCCCAUUCCACAUCCCAUCAACAAAAUCACAUUGGAAAGAAACCAUAUGAGUGCUUGGAAUGUGGAAAGAGUUUCAGUCGAAGCGACUCCCUCACUUCCCAUCAAAGAAUUCAUACAGGGGAGAAACCCUAUCAGUGUGUGGAAUGUGGAAAGAGCUUCACUGAUAGCUCCUCUCUCACUUCCCAUCAAAGAAUUCAUACAGGGGAGAAACCCUAUCAGUACGUGGAAUGUGGAAAGAGCUUCAGGAAUAGCAGCGAUCUCACUUCCCAUCAAAGAAUUCAUACAGGGGAGAAACCCUAUCAGUGUGUGGAAUGUAGAAAGAACUUCAGUCAUAGCUCCUCUCUCACUUCCCAUCAAAGAAUUCAUACAGGGGAGAAACCCUAUCGGUGUUGUGUGGAAUGUGGAAAGAGCUUCAGUCAGAGGGGCAAUCUCACUUCCCAUCAAAAAAUCCAUACAGGGGAGAAACCAUAUCAGUGCGUGGAAUGUGGAAAGAGCUUCAGUCAGAGCUCCGAUCUCACUUCCCAUCAAAGAAUCCAUACAGGGGAGAAACCCUAUCAAUGUGUGGAAUGUGGAAAGAGCUUCAGUCAGAGGGGCAAUCUCACUAAGCAUAAGAAAAUUCAUACAGGGGAGAAACCAUAUCAGUGCAUGGAAUGUGGAAAGAGCUUCAGUCGGAGCUCCCAUCUCACAUCCCAUCAGAAAAUUCAUACAGGGGAGAAACCCUAUCAGUGUGUGGAAUGUGGAAAGAGCUUCAGUACGCACUCCACUCUCACUUCCCAUCAAAGAAUCCAUACAGGGGGAAAACCCUAUCAAUGCGUGGAAUGUGGAAAGAGCUUCAGAAAGAGCUCCAAUCUCACUUCCCAUCAAAGAAUCCAUACAGGGGAGAAACCCUAUCAGUGCGUGGAAUGUGGAAAGAGCUUCAGUCAGACGGGAAAUCUCACUUCCCAUCAAAAAAUCCAUACAGGGUAGAAACCCUAUCAGUGCGUGGAAUGUGGAAAGAGCUUCAGUUUGAGAUCUUCUCUCACUUCCCAUCAGAAAAUUCAUACAGGGGAGAAACCAUAUCAGUGUGUGGAAUGUGGAAAGAGUUUCAGUCAGAGGGGCAAUCUCACUUCCCAUCAAAGAAUCUAUACAGGGGAGAAACCCUAUCAGUGCGUGGAAUGUGUUAAGAGCUUCAGAAAGAGCUCCAAUCUCACUUCCCAUUAAAGAAUCCAUACAGGGGAGAAACCCUAUCAGUGUGUGGAAUGUGGAAAGAGCUUCAGUCAAAGGGGCAAUCUCACUUCCCAUCAAAAAAUCUGUACAGGGGAGAAACCGUAUCAGUGCGUGGAAUGUGGAAAGAGCUUCAGAAAGAGCUCCAAUCUCACUUCCCAUCAAAGAAUCCAUACAGGGGAGAAACCAUAUCAGUGCUGCUUGGAAUGUGGAAAGAGUUUCAGUCGGAGCGACUCUGUCACUUCCCAUCAAAGAAUUCAUACAGGGGAGAAACCCUAUCAGUGUGUGGAAUGUGGAAAGAGCUUCAGUCAUAGCUCCUCUCUCUCGUCCCAUCAAAGAAUUAAUACAGGGGAGAAACCUUUUCAGUGCGUGGAAUGUGGAAAGAGCUUCAGGAAGAGCAGCGAUCUCACUUCCCAUCAAAGAAUUCAUAAAGGGGAGAAACCCUAUCAGUGUGUGGAAUGUGGAAAGAGCUUCAGUCAUAGUUCCUCUCUCUCUUCCCAUCAAAGAAUUCAUAAAGGGGAGAAACCAUAUCAGUGUGUGGAAUGUGGAAAGAGCUUCAGGAAGAGCAGCGAUCUCACUUCCCAUCAUAGAAUUCAUACAGGGGAGAAACCAUAUCAGUGUGUGGAAUGUGGAAAGAGCUUCACUGAUAGCUCCUCUCUCACUUCCCAUCAAAGAAUUCAUACAGGGGAGAAACCCUAUCAGUGUGUGGAAUGUGGAAAGAGCUUCAGUCAGAGGGGCAAUCUCACUUCCCAUCAAAAAAUCCAUACAGGGGAGAAACCCUAUCAGUGCGUGGAAUGUGGAAAGAGCUUCAGUUUGAGAUCUUCUCUCACUUCCCAUCAGAAAAUUCAUACAGGGGAGAAACCAUAUCGGUGUGUGGAAUGUGGAAAGAGCUUCAGUCACAGAAACAAUCUCACUUCCCAUCAAAGAAUUCAUACAGGGGAGAAACCCUAUCAGUGUGUGGAAUGUGGAAAGAGCUUCAGUCGGAGCUCCCAUCUCACAUCCCAUCAGAAAAUUCAUAUAGGUGAGAAACCCUAUCAGUGCAUGGAAUGUGGAAAGAGCUUCAGUUUGAUAUCUUCUCUCACUUCCCAUCAGAAAAUUCAUACAGGGGAGAGACCAUAUCAGUGUGUGGAAUGUGGAAAGAGCUUCAGAAAGAGCUCCAAUCUCACUUCCCAUCAAAGAAUCCAUACAGGGGGAAAACCCUAUCAGUGCGUGGAAUGUGGAAAGAGCUUCACUGAUAGCUCCUCUCUCACUUCCCAUCAAAGAAUUCAUACAGGGGAGAAACCCUAUCAGUGUGUGGAAUGUGGAAAGAGUUUCAGUUAUAGCUCCUCUCUCUCUUCCCAUCAAAGAAUUCAUACAGGGGAGAAACCAUAUCAGUGUGUGCAAUGUGGAAAGAGCUUCACUGAUAGCUCCUCUCUCACUUCCCAUCAAAGAAUUCAUACAGGGGAGAAACCCUAUCAGUGUGUGGAAUGUGGAAAGAGCUUCAGUCAUAGAUCCGCUCUCUCUUCCCAUCAAAGAAUUCAUACCGGGGAGAAACCUUUUCAGUGCGUGGAAUGUGGAAAGAGCUUCAGGAAGAGCAGCGAUCUCACUUCCCAUCAAAGAAUUCAUACAGGGGAGAAACCAUAUCAGUGUGUGGAAUGUGGAAAGAGCAUCAGUAUGAGCUCCUAUCUCACUUCCCAUCACACAAUUCAUACAGGGCAGAAACCCUAUCAGUGUGUGGAAUGUGGAAAGAACUUCAUUCAUAGCUCCUCUCUCACUUCCCAUCAAAGAAUUCAUACAGGGGAGAAACCCUAUCAGUGUGUGGAAUGUGGAAAGAGCUUCAGUUUGAGAUCUUCUUUCACUUCCCAUCAGAAAAUUCAUACAGGGGAGAAACCAUAUCAGUGUGUGGAAUGUGGAAAGAGCUUCAGUCACAGCCACAAUCUCACUUCCCAUCAAAGAAUUCAUACAGGGGAGAAACCCUAUCAGUGUGUGGAAUGUGGAAAGAGCUUCAGUCGGAGCUCCCAUCUCACAUCCCAUCAGAAAAUUCAUACAGGGGAGAAACCCUAUCAGUGCGUGGAAUGUGGAAAGAGCUUCACUGAUAGCUCCUCUCUCACUUCCCAUCAAAGAAUCCAUACAGGGGAGAAACCCUAUCAGUGCGUGGAAUGUGGAAAGAGCUUCAGAAAGAGCUCCAAUCUCACUUCCCAUCAAAGAAUCCAUACAGGGGAGAAACCCUAUCAGUGCGUGGAAUGUGGAAAGAGCUUCAGUCAGAGCUCCGAUCUCACUUCACAUCAAAGAAUCCAUACGGGGGAGAAACCCUAUCAGUGUGUGGAAUGUGGAAAGAGCUUCAGUCAGAACUGCUCUCUUACCAAGCAUCAGAGAAUUCAUACAGGGGAGAAACCAUAUCAGUGUGUGGAAUGUGGAAAGAGCUUCACUGAUAGCUCCUCUCUCACUUCCCAUCAAAGAAUUCAUACAGGGGAGAAAGCAUAUCAGUGCGUGGAAUGUGGAAAGAGCUUCAGGAAUAGCAGCGAUCUCACUUCCCAUCAAAGAAUUCAUACAGGGGAGAAACCCUAUCAGUGUGUGGAAUGUGGAAAGAGCUUCAGUCAUAGCUCCUCUCUCACUUCCCAUCAAAGAAUUCAUACAGGGGAGAAACCAUAUCAGUGUAAACUCUAUCAGUGCAUGGAAUGUGGAAAGAGCUUCAGUCAGAGGGGCAAUCUCACUUCCCAUCAAAAAAUCCAUACAGGGGAGAAACCCUAUCAGUGUGUGGAAUGUGGAAAGCGCUUCAGUCAGAGCUCCUCUCUCACUAAGCAUCAGAUAAUUCAUACAGGGGAGAAACCCUAUGAGUGUGUGGAAUGUGGAAAGAGCUUCAGAACAAGCUCCAAUCUCACUUGCCAUCAAAGAAUUCAUACAGGGGAGAAACCCUAUCAGUGCUUUGAAUGUGGAAAGAGCUUCAUUCUCAGCAGCAUUCUCACUUCCCAUCAAAGAAUUCAUACAGGGGAGAAACCCUAUCAGUGCUUUGAAUGUGGAAAGAGCUUCAGGAAGAGCUCCGAUCUCACUUCCCAUCACAGAAUUCAUACUGGGGAGAAACCAUAUCAGUGCGUGGAAUGUGGAAGGAGCUUCAGUGUAAGCUCCUCUCUCACUAAGCACCAGAGAAUUCAUACAGGGGAGAAACCCUAUCAGUGUGUAGAAUGUGGAAAGAGCUUCAGGAAGAAGGACAAGCUCAUUUCCCAUCAAAAAAUUCAUACAGGGGAGAAACCCUAUCAGUGCUUCGAAUGUGGAAAAAGUUUCAGUCAGAGUCACCAUCUCACGUCCCAUAAAAGAAUUCAUACAGGGGAGAAACCCUAUCAGUGCUUCGAAUGUGGAAAGAGAUUCAGACAGAGCUCUGAUCUCACUUCCCACCAAAGAAUUCAUACAGGGGAGAAACCAUAUCAGUGCUUUGAAUGUGGAAAGAGAUUCAGUGCAAGCUCCCCUCUCAUUAAGCAUCAGAAAAUUCAUACAGGGGAGAAACCCUAUCAGUGCUUUGAAUGUGGAAAGAGCUUCAUUCACAGCAGGAGUCUCACUUCCCAUCAAAGAAUUCAUACAGGGGAAAAACCCUAUCAGUGCUUUGAAUGUGGGAAGAGCUUCAGUCAGAGCUCCUCUCUCACUUCCCAUCAAAGAAUUCAUACAGGGGAGAAACCCUAUCAGUGCUUCGAAUGUGGAAAGAGCUUCACUGAUAGCUCCUCUCUCACUUCCCAUCAAAGAAUUCACACAGGGGAAAAACCCUAUCAGUGUGUGGAAUGUGAGAAGAGCUUCAGUCAGAGCUCCUCUCUCACUUCCCACCUGAGAAUCCAUACAAAAGAAAAACUCUAUCAGUGCAUGGAAUGUGCAAAGAGCUUCAGUCGGAGCUCCUCUCUUACUAAGCAUCAAAGAAUUCAUACAAGGGAGAAAUCCUAUCAGUGUGUGGAAUGUGGAAAGAGCUUCAGUCACAGCUCCGAUCUCACUUUGCAUCAAAGAAUUCAUACAGGGGAGAAACCCUAUCAGUGUGUGGAAUGUGGAAAGAGCUUCAUUGACAGAUCCUCUCUUACUAAGCACCAAAGAAUUCAUACAGGGGAGAAACCAUAUCAGUGCAUGGAAUGCGCAAAGAGCUUCACUCGGAGCUCCGCUCUUACUAAGCAUCAAAGAAUUCAUACAGGGGAGAAACCAUAUCAGUGUGUGGAAUGUGGAAAGAGCUUUAGUCACAGCUCCCAUCUCACUUCCCAUGAAAGAAUUCAUACGGGGGAUAAACCCUAUUGGUGUGCGGAAUGUGGAAAGAGCUUCACUGACAGGUCCUCUCUUACUAAGCACCAAAGAAUUCAUACAGGGGAGAAACCAUAUCAGUGUGUGGAAUGUGGAAAGAGCUUCAGUCACAGCUGCUCUCUUACUAAGCAUCAAAGAAUUCAUACAAGGGAGAAAUCCUAUCAGUGUGUGGAAUGUGGAAAGAGCUUCAGUCAGAGCUCCCAUCUCACUUCCCAUGAAAGAAUUCAUACAGGGGAGAAACCCUAUCAGUGUGUGGAAUGUGGAAAGAGCUUAAUUGACAGGUCCUCUCUUACUAAGCACCAAAGAAUUCAUACAGGGGAGAAACCAUAUCAGUGCAUGGAAUGCGCAAAGAGCUUCAGUCGGCGCUCCUCUCUUACUAAGCAUCAAAGAAUUCAUACAAGGGAGAAAUCCUAUCAGUGUGUGGAAUGUCGAAAGAGGUUCAGUCACAGCUCCGAUCUCACUUCCCAUCAAAGAAUUCAUACAGGGGAGAAACCAUAUCAGUGUGUGGAAUGUGGAAAGAGCUUUAGUCACAGCUCGCAUCUCACUUCCCAUGAAAGAAGUCAUACAGGGGAGAAACCUUAUCAGUGCAUGGAAUGCGCAAAGAGCUUCAGUCGGAGCUCCUCUCUUACUAAGCACCAAAGAAUUCAUACAGGGGAGAAACCAUAUCAGUGUGUGGAAUGUGGAAAGAGCUUCAGUCACAGCUGCUCUCUUACUAAGCAUCAAAGAAUUCAUACAGGGGAGAAACCUUUUCAUUGUGUGGAAUGUGGAACUAGUUUCAGCUAUAGCUCCUCUCUCACUUCCCAUCGGAGAAUCCAUACCAGGGAGAAACCCUAUCAGUGUGUGGAAUGUGGAAAGAGCUUCAUUACGAACUCCACUCUCACUAAGCACCAAAGAAUCCAUACAGGGGAGAAACCCUAUCAGUGUGUGGAAUGUGGAAAGAACUUCAGGAAAAACUCCAAUCUCACUUCCCAUCAAAGAAUUCAUACAGCGGAGAAACCCUAUCAGUGCUUUGAAUGUGGAAAGAGCUUCAGUUACAGCUGCAAUCUCACUUCCCAUCAAAGAAUUCAUACAGGGGAGAAACCAUAUCAGUGCUGCGAAUGUGGAAAGAGCUUUAGUCACAAAAUCAGUCUCGUUUCCCAUCAAAGAAUUCAUACAGGGGAGAAACCAUAUCAGUGUGUGGAAUGUGGAAAGAGCUUCAGGAAGAAGGACAAGCUCAUUUCCCAUAAAAGAAUUCAUACAGGGGAGAAACCAUAUCAGUGUGUGGAAUGUGGAAAGAGAUUCACUGAGAGGUCCUCUCUCAUUUCCCACCAAAGAAUUCAUACAGGGGAGAAACCCUAUCAGUGCUUUGAAUGUGGAAAGAGCUUUAGUCACAGAAUCAGUCUUACUUCCCAUCAAAGAAUUCAUACAGGGGAGAAACCAUAUCAGUGCUUUGAAUGUGGAAAGAGCUUUAGUCAGAGCGCCCAUCUCUCUUGCCAUCAAAGAAUCCAUACAGGGGAGAAACCCUAUCAGUGUGUGGAAUGUGGAAAGAGCUUCAGCUGUAGCUCCUCUCUCAGUUCCCAUCAAAGAAUUCAUACAGGGGAGAAACCAUAUCAGUGUGUGGAAUGUGGAAAGACCUUUAGUCAGAGCUCCAAACUCACUUCCCAUAAGAGAAUCCAUACAAAAGAAAAAACCUAUCAGUGCAUGGAAUGUGAAAAGAGCUUCUGUCAGAGCUCCUCUCUCACUUACCACCAAAGAAUUCAUACAGGGGAGAAACCCUAUCAGUGUGUGGAAUGUGGAAAGAGCUUUAGUCACAGCCACAGUCUCACUUGCCAUCAAAGAAUUCAUACAGGGGAGAAACCCUAUCAGUGUGUGGAAUGUGGAAAGAGCUUCAGUAAGAAGGACAGUCUCACUAAGCAUCAAAGAAUUCAUACAGGGGAGAAACCCUAUCAGUGUGUGGAAUGUGGAAAGAGCUUCAGUACGAACUCCAGUCUCACUUCCCAUCAGAGAAUUCAUACAGGGGAGAAACCCUAUCAGUGUGUGGAAUGUGGAAAGAGCUUUAGUCACAGCCACAGUCUCACUUCCCAUCAAAGAAUUCAUACAGGGGAGAAACCCUACCAGUGUGUGGAAUGUGGAAAGAGCUUUAGUCACAGCCACAGUCUCACUUCCCAUCAGAGAAUUCACACAGGAGAAAAACCCUAUCAGUGUGUGGAAUGUGGAAAGAGCUUUAGUCACAGCCAUAGUCUCACUUCCCAUCGAAGAAUUCAUACAGGGGAGAAACCCUAUCAGUGUGUGCAAUGUGGAAAGAGCUUCAAUAAUAACUCCAAUCUAACUUCCCAUCAAAGAAUUCAUACAGGGGAGAAACCCUAUCAGUGUGUUGAAUGUGGAAAGAGCUUCACUGAUAGCUCCUCUCUCACUUCCCAUCAAAGAAUUCAUACAGGGGAGAAACCUUAUCAGUGCUUUGACUGUGGAAAGAGCUUCAGUCACAGCUCCAGUCUUACUUCCCAUGAAAGAAUUCAUAUAGGGGAGAAACCCUAUGAGUGUGUUGAAUGUGGAAAGAGCUUCACUGAUAGCUCCUCUCUCACUUCCCAUCAAAGAAUUCAUACAGGGGAGAAACCUUAUAAGUGUGUGGAAUGUGGAAAGAGCUUCAGUCACAGCCACAGUCUCACUUCCCAUCAAAUAAUUCAUACAGGGGAGAAACCCUAUCAGUGUGUGGAAUGUGGAAAGAGCUUCAGUCACAGCCACAGCCUCACUACCCAUAAAAGAAUCCAUACUGGAAAGAAAAUCUAUCAGUGCAUGGAAUGUGGAAAGAGCUUCAGUAAGAGCUCCCAUCUCACUUCCCAUCAAAGAAUUCAUACAGGGGAGAAAUCAUAUCACUGCAUGGAAUGUGGAAAGAGCUUCAGUAAGAGCAACCAUCUCAUUUGCCAUCAAAGAAUUCAUACAGGGGAGAAACCAUAUCAGUGCGUGCAAUGUGGAAAGAGCUUCAGUCAAGGCUCCUCUCUCACUUCCCACCAGAGAAUACAUACAGGUGAGAAACCAUAUCAGUGUGUGAAUUGUGGGAAAAGGUUCAAACAGAAGAACUGUCUCACUAAGCAUCAAAUGAUUCAUACAGGGGAGAAACCCUACCAGUGUGUGGAAUGUGAAAAGAGCUUCAUUACAAACUGCAGUCUCACUAAGCAUCAAAUGGUUCAUACAGGGGAGAAACCCUAUCAUUGUGUGGAAUGUGGAAAGAGCUUCAGUCAGAACUCCAAACUCACUUCCCAUCAAAGAAUUCAUACAGGGGAGAAACCCUAUCAGUGUGUGGAAUGUGGAAAGAGCUUUAGUGUGAACUCCAAACUCACAUCGCAUCAAAGAAUUCAUACAGGGGAGAAACCAUAUCAGUGUCUGGAAUGUGGAAAGAGCUUCCAUAAUAGCUCCAAUCUAACUUCCCAUCAAAUAAUUCAUACAGUGUUGACACCCUAUCAGUGUGUGAAAUGUGGAAAGAAGUUCAGUCAGAGCUCCAGUCUCACUAAGCAUCAGAGAAUUCAUACAGGGGAAAAACCAUAUCAGUGUGUAGAAUGUGGAAAGAGCUUCAGUCACAGCUACGGUCUCACUUCCCAUCAAAGAAUUCAUACAGGGGAGAAACCUUAUCAGUGUGUGGAAUGUGGAAAGAGAUUCAGUAGGAGCUCCUAUCUCACUUCCCAUGAAAGAAUUCAUAAAGGGGAGAAACCCUAUCAGUGUGUUCAAUGUGGAAAGAGCUUCACUGAUCGUUCCGCUCUCACUUCCCAUCAAAGAAUUCAUACAGGGGAGAAACCUUAUCAGUGCUUCGACUGUGGAAAGAGCUUUAGUCACAGCUACAGUCUCACUUCCCAUCAAAGAAUUCAUACAGGGGAGAAACCCUAUCGGUGUAUGGAAUGUGGAAAGAGCUUCUAUAGCAGCUCCAAACUCACUUCCCAUCAUAGAAUUCAUACAGGGGAGAAACCCUAUCAGUGUGUGGAAUGUGGAAAGAGCUUCAGUCAGAGCUCCAAACUCACUUGCCAUCAAAGAAUUCAUACAGGGGAGAAACCCUAUCAGUGUGUGGAAUGUGGAAAGAGCUUCAGUAGGAGCUACAAUCUCACUUCCCAUAAAAGA